AUGAGCAGAGUUAAAACGAAUGUGUUGCCUCAAGCCAUCCUGCAAAGCCCAAGGGAGCAUCCCAGGUUCAUAGAGCAGAUUGUUUGCCCCUCAUUAGACUUUGCAAGGAUUCACUUGAUCAAAGACAAAGAUGGCAUAGAUGAUUAUUUGGCGAAGAAUAUCAAAGGGUUGUCAAAACAAGAAGCUGCCGCUAACAGGAAUUCAUACAAGAAGAACAUCUGCAUAGACAUGCUGCGACAGGGUUAUCACGAGUCCUUCUCCGAGCUCCUCACUCUGAUACAGAAGUGGAAUGCCUUGAGGGAGGCUGCAGGGCCUGGGUCAGACAUAUGGCAGCAGAAGUCCCUGGAGGAGCAGCCUGAUAAGCUGGAUCAGCUUUACCACUUCCUGACCAGGGCUGAGGGGGCCCAGCGAGCAGGGCUCUACGAGGAGGUGUAUGACAACCAGCUGCAGCUGGCCUGCUGUUUCACGGAGCCUGAGGACAAAUGGUUAAGUCAUUAUUUCUAUGAGCAAUGCUUUAACACCGCUCAGCGAGUCAAGAUAGAUGGUGGGAAGAGAGAGGCACAAGCCCAUGUAAACAUGGGCCUCAUCUGUGAGGAACAAGGUCACAUCAUGAGAGCUGCUGAGCAUUAUGAAGCAUUUUAUCAGCUCACACAGGGUUCGACGUGGAAGGAUGAGGCAGGCCGCGCUUACAAUUCACUGGCGUGUGAGCAUCUCUGGAGGAUUCAUACAUUACUAGCAGACAAAAUGCUAGGAAAUAAAGAACACAAACAGGCCAUCAAAACCCUAAUAAAAGCUUCAAAACUGGCAAAAGAAGGAGGUGAUAGAAAGCUGGAAGGAGAAGCUGCUUAUUGCUUAAGUAUGGCAUAUCAUUUUGCUGGAGAACAACAGACAGCAUUAUCACUUUUGGACACCUCUGUAAAAAUCUUCCAAGCACUUUGUGAUUCUGCUGGCCUAGGCAGAGCUUAUGCAGCUAUAACCAAGAUCCUGGUAAGCCAGGGAAAAGAGACUGAAACUGUGAAGUACUUGGAGGAGUUUAUGAAGUAUGCUGAGGACUCUCAUCUAAGCCGAAGCCUGGUGGAUGCAUGUGUAUUACUUGGCAAUGUUUACAAUGAAAUGGGGAAAGGCAAGGAAGCUUCCAAGUGUUUCGAACAGGCUCGUGAGGCAGCCAAAACUUUAGAUGAUUUGCCCUUAAUGGAUGAAGUGAAGGUUUACUGUGGCAUUGCAAAGGCUCACGAGCUAAGAGUGGCAUUUAACAGCCAGAUAGAAGCAGAAGAUCCCCUCAGCCUCAGGUACCUGCUGGCAUGGAAGGAGAACAGAAGUGACAUGUGCACUGACCCUCUCACAGGAGAACCAGAAAAAGACAAAGGUGCAAUGAUAGGUCUUAAUCCACAGGGGACUUCAAUGGAAGGAAGAGGGAAGGUGAUAAGUUUUCAUUUCUAA
Dryobates pubescens (Downy woodpecker) is the source of this 1440-nucleotide messenger RNA. RefSeq names its product tetratricopeptide repeat domain 29 (gene TTC29). Gene Ontology annotation, molecular function: protein binding. The transcript is spliced from 11 exons. Lineage: Eukaryota; Metazoa; Chordata; Aves; Piciformes; Picidae. The record is from RefSeq and is a predicted model, not a curated record. Bases 1 to 1440 code for a protein of 479 amino acids.